Molecule: messenger RNA, 10548 nt
Organism: Gigantopelta aegis
Lineage: Eukaryota; Metazoa; Mollusca; Gastropoda; Neomphalida; Peltospiridae
Product: F-actin-monooxygenase MICAL3-like
Exons: 29
Coding region: 348-6977 (2209 amino acids)
Molecular function (GO): protein binding
Source: RefSeq, a predicted model, not a curated record
CGCAAAGGUUAAGGUCGGGAAACAUUUGAGAAAACCUGUGAAUGAUUUUGAUUCGUGUGCCCGGUUCAGAUUUAUCAUUGUGGGAAGAAUUGUUCAGUAAUCUGAACGUAUACUUUACAAGAGAUAAUAUCGUGUGAGGAUUUAUUAUUCUUCGGAUUAUACCUGUGCAUCAAACAGUGGAUUAAGACUGACUAAUUAAUUUGAAGAUUCAACACAUGUGCAUUGUGGAUGGAAGCAUUCUUAACAAGUUGAACUGUUACGUCCAUCUUUUGAAGGGAUGGGCUAAAUUCCAAUGAUAUCCUCCAUGCAGGUGUUUGUUUGUAAAGUAGAAUGAAUAACAAUGAGCAAUGAUGAAUGGCCGAGAUAAUGACCUCAACUCUGCAGACCAUCUCUUCGACCAGUUUGUCAGCGCAUACACUUGCAAGACCAUCCUCAACACAUUCCAGGAACUGUGCAGUGUUCUAGGAGUCACCAACGCUGACCACACGACCUUCUACAAACAGCUCAAGUCACGGCUUACAUCAUGGAAGGCAGUAUCUCUGUGGUCAAAACUCGACAAACGGGCCUCACAUCGGGAUUAUCAGAAGAUGCAGGCCUGCACAAAUACCAAAGUGCUGGUGAUCGGUGCAGGUCCCUGUGGUCUGCGCAUUGCUAUAGAAGUUGCCUUUCUGGGUGGGCGAGCCGUUGUCGUGGAGAAGAGAGACCGGUUCUCUCGUAACAAUGUGCUGCACCUGUGGCCAUUCCUCAUCACCGAUCUCAAGAACCUGGGGGCCAAGAAGUUCUUUGGCAAAUUCUGUGCUGGUGCUAUAGACCACAUUAGUAUACGACAGCUACAGUGUAUUCUUCUGAAAGUGGCACUUAUAUUGGGUGUUGAGGUCCAUGUUAAUGUUUCUUUUGAUGAAAUUCUCGAACCCCCUAAGGACCAGACAACCUCUGUUGGGUGGCGAUGUUUGGUGACCCCUAGGGACCACCCAGUGUCUGAAUACCAGUACGAUGUUUUGAUUUGCUGUGAUGGAAAACGAAAUACCAUUCCUGGCUUUCCUCGCAAGGAGUUUCGAGGGAAGAUCGCCAUUGGGAUCACUGCUAAUUUUAUUAACCGGAACACCACUGCUGAGGCUUAUGUUGAGGAAAUCAGUGGGGUUGCCUUCAUAUUCAACCAGAAGUUCUUUCUUGAUCUGAAAGAUAAAACUGGCAUUGGUUUAGAAAACAUUGUGUACUACAAGGAUGAAACGCACUAUUUUGUGAUGACAGCUAAAAAGGACAGCCUGCUUGAUAAGGGAGUUUUAAAAGAGGAUUAUGGCGAUGCAGCUACGCUGUUGUCUCAGAGCAAUGUGAAUCACGAGGCACUGCUGGCGUACGCGAGAGAGGCUGCCGAUUUCUCCACCAAUCACAAGCUUCCCGCCCUCGAUUACGCCGUCAACCACUUUGGACAGCCCGAUGUCGCCAUGUUCGAUUUCACGUCUAUGUUUGCUGCGGAAAACGCCAGUCGAGUUAUCAAGCGGCAUAACCACAAACUGCUUUUGGGCAUUUGUGGUGACAGCUUGUUGGAGCCAUUUUGGCCGACUGGCUCUGGAUGUGCACGUGGAUUUCUGGGCGUAUUUGAUGCUGCAUGGAUGAUCAAACGGUGGGCUUCAAACACCACAACACCAUGGCAUUUAAUUGCAGAGAGGGAGAGUAUUCUGCAGCUACUGUCUCAGACAACUCCAGAAACUCUGGCCAAGAAUCACAGCCAAUACAGUCUUGAUCCUAAUACCCGGUAUCCCAAUCUUCAUUUGAAGAGAGCUUUAAAACCAAUCCAAGUUCGUCACCUCUAUGAUGGUGGAGAUGAGUCUGAGCUCAAAGAAUUGGUUGAUAUUCCAGCCAAGAGGGCCAGAAAUAACGAAACAAUUCCACAAGUCAUUAAUGAUAGCAACAUUGACAGCUAUACAAUACUGCGAUGGUGCCAAAAGGUGCUCAACACAGACCAGUACCGAAAUGUUCAUAUUGUUGACUUCACAAGCUCUUGGAGAAGUGGACUCGCAUUCUGUGCCUUGAUACACGCAUUUAGACCUUCUCUGAUAGACUUCAACCAACUGAUAGAGUCUGAGGUGGCCAAAAACUGUCAGUUAGCGUUUGACACGGCUGAGAAGGAGCUCGCUGUUUCCCCGGUCAUGUCGGGCGAAGAUAUGGCCACGUCGGCCAUCCCCGACAAAUUGACCAUCAUUGCUUAUCUGUCUCAGCUCUUCCAGAUCUUCAAGUCUGAACCGCUACCUACAAUGCGGCUUCCAAAGCCUAAAGUUGUCAGCGAUGAAGCACCAAUUCUGCGCACCCCGGCCCGCAAGAUUUCAUUUCUACAUCGUCUCAGUUCUCGCCUAUCCAAAUCAAAGAGGAAAAAGGAGAAAGAAGAAAAUGAACAAAACCAUAUCUUUGUUAACAAAAAGCUGAAAGAGACCGAUGUGGAACUCACUAAGUACAACAAGCUGCCCAUGGAGGAGAUUGCCAAUAAACUGAUGCUGGACCGGAAGCCAGCGGAGAUCGUCUCCAAGGACAAGGAUGUGCAGAGUGCCGUCAAUGUCACUGCAAUGGCUGAAAUUCUUGCUUCCAAAUUCCGCGGAGAAGACAAGGUGGCACCUGAACCAAGGAAAGUUCCCGGUAUCCUGCUAGCUGCUCAGCCAGCCAGUGAGUUCUGUGCCUUCUGCAAGAAGCGUGUGUAUAUCAUGGAGCGCAUGAGUGCUGAAGGUGUUUUCUUCCACAGAGGCUGCCUCAAGUGUGACUACUGCGGAACCAGUCUGCGUCUGACCACCUACGCCUGUGAUAGGCAGCCGGAAGGAGGGGGAGUUAAGUUUUACUGUUUUCGACACAUCAAUCCAGAACGAAGAGUGAAAAUGAAACGAAAGAGAAUUCUCUGGGAUGAAGAUGGAUCCAAGGAGAACAUUCCGACAAUUAUUACAGUGGAAGCUGGUCCUGCUGCACAGGAGGAAAUUGUAUCUGUCAAGGAUAAACCAAGAGUUACUAUGCCUUCACCUCUUAGUCCACUGCAAGUACCGGAUGAUACAUUUGACAAGAUCAAUAAGACGCCAGAGCGCGUGGAAUUUGAGAACACGUUUGAGGGGCUGGAGGAGGAGUCGGAAGAGGAGCAGCUCGAACAUAACAUGCGUCUGUCCAUGUCCAUGUCAUGUGACGCCCUGCUGCCCAAUGAAAAUGGUCUGGAUGAGAGCGACACGGACUCAGAUGAAGACUACUUAUCUGAAGCCGAGCUAUCGCACAUUUUGAAUCAGUGGUCGGGUGGCGAGGAUGAUGUUCUGUUUGACCCUGUGGAUACUGGCCUCAACAAGUCGAUGACCUGGGAAGAGGCAUACCAACUGGCAUCGUCGUUGAAACUGAGACACUCGCAGGAAAAUCUUGUGGAUGCUGUUGAAAAAUCUGACCCUUCGUCAUCAACAUACACGAGGUUGAAAGAAGAAGGGGUGGAUAACGAUGACGAAGAUGACACCACUGAAGUUGAAGAUUCUGAAUACGAGACGGAUGAGGAAUCAACAGAGGAAGGUGACACCGAGGAGGAAGGGGAGGAGGAGGAAGAAGACAACAGUGAUGAACAGGAGGAGGACGGUAACAAAGACGAGAUGCCCCAGGACCGGCAACAAGAGCAGGCAGAACUUCCAUCCCCUCUCAAGUCUCCGUCGGUGUCGGCCAUGUUUGCCGCACGUGCCAACUUCUUCGCGUCGCCACCUGAGCCUGUUAGGAUCGAUGCCAUGCAUAUGUUUGGUCUGGACAAGCAGAAGAAGAUGGAAAAUGACACGGCGACAGCAGCAUCGACCGAGGAUGUCCAGAUGGAAAAUAAGAAUCUGAGCAACGAUGACGACCACGAAAAGGCUUCAGCUGAAGAGAGUGAAACAUCAGAAGGUGACGACAUCGACGGUGAACACCAUGACACUGAAGAAACAAACGACGCCGACAUUGAAGAUGACUUGGUGUCUGAAGAAGAAGAAGCCGACCUCGACAAGACUGCCGUCAGCGAGGCCAUGCAGAAGCUUCUGGUUGCCAUGGAAACGAAGGAGUCUUUGAGCAACUCUGAUGAGGACGAGAGGGUCAGUUCGUCUCGCAUCGAAGAAGACAGAGAGUCUGGCAGGGCUCUGGACGACACUGAACGCGAGGUGCUGCGCAGUGUGGAGAACAUGAACGAAACCGAGGACACUGCGUCGGGGGGUGAAAGCACGCUGCAGCAGGUGCUACAGAGCGUGCUCGCUAUGAAAGACACGGUGAAGGGAGAUGAGGAGGACGACAAACAUGCCAUCGAGUUCAAAUUCAUCGACGAAACGUUCGUGACCGACAGGCGAGGGAGGCGGAAAAAAAAGACCCGGUCAAGACGAAGCCGUUCGGCAGGUUCUGAUUCCAGUUUUACAAUAUCGACACCAUCUGGGUCUUCCCUCUCAUCGCAGAGUUCACUGAGAGAGGAGGUGGCGUACAACCAGCAUUUCUUGGACAGCGUGGGCGAUGAAGACGACACCAGGCCAGAUGACGAUAUGUUGAGAGAUUACACGGCAACGAUGAGCAUGGUGCUUGGGGAGGACCAGUCUGAGAGUGAAAAGAGCGACGGCAAAGAUGUGGAGUCGAUGGAAGUUUGUGACGAUAGAAACGAUAGCACCAUCUGUGAAGAAAAGUCCGAACUCAGUGAAAAAGAUGAGAGUAGUAUUUAUAAAACACCGAGCAGUAGCUUGAUGGAAGAAAAACACGAAAAAUCGGUGUCCGAUCAGUCGGAUGUUAUAUUGUCUCCUGAAGUAGUUGAGGAAAAAUCACAAGACGUAUUAGAAAAUAAGCCUUCUCUAUUAAAUGGAACCCCUCUUGCACCAGUAAACAAACCAGACGUUUGCACACCUUUAUUUCCUAAAGAGUCUGAAUCUCCUAAAUUUUCGAAGAAGUUGGAGCUAAAAAACGGCAAAGCAGAAAAUAAAAAGACAAAAUCUGUGCGUAAGUUACCUUUAAAACCAAACGCACUGCAAACUGAAUCUCGUCGCAACGUUGGUAGGUCUGGCAGUUCGACGACUUCGGAGUCACUAUCUUCUCCCACGUUCAAACAUCUGUCUGGGGUGAGUGUUUCUUCCAGUGUGUCCUCUAACCCGGUGUUCAAAGACAACGAUGGAGCUAAUGUUAAGUCUAGUGGAUCGGACAGCAGGGAGACUAGUGCUUCGCCCACUCCGUUUGUACCGAAACCUGUGCCUCGAACCCCGAAGCAAAAUAAGACUAAAAUAUCUGUCGACAGAAAUAAAUUCUUUUCCGAUUCUUCGUCGGAACAGCAAGGUUCCGAUGGAUCGGAAGUGAGACGCAAGAGAAUCCCGUUGGACAAGAGUCUGUUGGACAAGGAACCCGUUGUUUUAAAUAAACCUGUGGCAGACAGUAUGGAGGACGAUAUGGAUAUUCCGUUUGCAGAUGAAAGCGAAGUUGAUGAAACAUUCUACACUCCUGCGACAUCCAUGAAAACUAAACCCCAGCAGCCUAAGGAGCCGGCUAAUAAAAAUGUACGAAAGCGACUCUUGCCCACUCCACCUAAAGAUAGCACGACACCUGCUGUGCUAAGUGCCGAUCAGAUUCGAGAAAUUCGCAAAUCGGAUCUUGAAAAAGCAAAAGCGAAGGCCCGUGAGAAAGUGCGAUUGAAGAGUGACGAGGAGUUAGGCUUACAGUGUAUGAAUAGGGCAUAUAAUGCGCCAGCUAGUCGGGUGGCAAAAAAGGUGAAGACUGAUGAACGAAAUCGCCGGAGUAUGUCAUACUCGUCUGCCGAUCCACAGUCUAGUGACACGUUGGCCGACAGCGAUGAGAAUCGGGGACAGAGCACACAGACACCAAUAUCUAGCACAGCAGAAACUGACUAUUCUUCUGUGGGUAGCAAGGGGAAGAAGAAAAGACAAAAAACAGUAACAAAGACCCCUAAGAGUAAGAGUAAAAAAUCUGAGAGUAAGGUGGAAAAGUCUUCAGGCAAGAGUGAAAGUGAUAAUCAGAAAAAGGAGAAGAGAAAGUCACUUCUGUCCAAGUUGUUGUCGAACAAAUCUCCAGACAAGUCUGCCAAAGAGAAAAAUGUGUCCGAAAGUCCGUCGGACUCCAGUAAUCAGAACAGUUUGACUAAGAAAAAGAAAGAACCAGUGUCAAAGUCCGACAAGAAAAAGAAGAAAAGAAAGUCUCAUUCCACAGAUUUGUUAGAUUCCAGUUUAAGUGACAAUAUUAAAGGACUUCAGAUCGGUUCUGUGUUUUAUACAGCAGAGAAUGGGGUGUCAAAGACUCCCAAGAAACCAAGCUUUCGAGUUCCUGUUGCACCAAAAGCAGAAGUGGAUGAAUUUUCUGAUUCUGGUGAAAGUAUGAUGUCAACCAGUACUCUUCAGAUGAAAAGACAUGGUGAAACCGACGAGCAUCUGGCUCGCCGUCUGCACCGCGCGGCUCAGAAGCAACAAAAGCUGGCAGAGCAGAAACGCCUUCGAUCGGCCCAGGAGAUUCAGCGACAGCUCGAGGAAGUUGAUGUCAAACAGCGAGAACUGGAAAACCGCGGAAUUGUGGUCGAGAAAGCUUUACGGGGAGAGGGAUCAGAUGCAAUUAAAGAAGAGACACGUCUUAUGCAGGAAUGGUUUAAUUUGGUGCAUGAGAAAAACGCUCUAGUGAGAUACGAGUCUGAACUCAUGGUGCGAGCUCGUGAGCUUGAGUUGGAAGAUCGACAGGCUCGACUGCAGCAUGAAUUGCGAGAGUCGAUGCAGAAUGAGGCCGGUAGUAAGACUGAAGAACAGAUGACCAACGAGAAAAGGAUUCUUGAUGAACUUCUCGAAGUUGUGGAGCAGAGAGACAGUCUGGUUGCCAUGUUGGAUGAAGAUCGCUUAAGAGAGCAAGAGGAAGACAAAGAUUUGCAAGACAUGAUGUUGAAGAAGGGAUUUGAACUUUCCCCGAUGAGUUAUACCAAAGGACUUGGCAAGUUUGACACACCCCCUGCUACUGAGGGAACCCAAGAUCAGAUGACAUGACGGUAGUUAGACAAAUGCAACUUCCCUCCCCCUGUGCUAGACGAUACACAAGAUAAUGUGACAGAACUCUGAAACAUUCCUAGAAGAUACAUGAGAUGAUAUUACAUAACUUAGUUUGACACAUCCCCCAUACUAAAAGCCAAGUAAAAUAAUGUGACAGUAGUUUUGACAUAUCCACUGUACUAUAAGAUAUCUGAGAUAACAUGGUGAUAGUACAAGAGUGGACAUGACACUACUUUGAUACAUACCCUGUACUACAAGAUAUCUGAGAUGACAUGAUAGGUACUGUAGUUUGAUACAUCCCCUUUACUAGAAGAUAAACAAGAAGAUAAGACUUGGUGGUAAAUUGACACAUCCCCUGCACUAGAAUAUAAACAAGAUGACACUUUGACACAUCAGGGUGGUUCAACAAAUCCACUAGCCCUUUGUCCCAGAUAAUUAAUAUUUAGUAGGGGCUGGUGGAAAAUGUCAACUGUAUUGCUGUAAUACAUAGGGCACUAGCCAAAGCUUCUGUGAGGGCUAUAGUGACUUUCUCAAACAUUUGUCAAACACUGCACAUCCCCUGAACUUGAAGAUAUGUGAUGUUACAUGAUGGUAGUUUGAUACGUCCCCUGUACUUUAAGAUUUGGAGAUGAAAUAACAAUAUUCCGACACAUCACCUGCGGUAUAAAAUAUACCAUAUGGUAUGACUGAAAUGAUACAUCCUGUAAUGAUAUUUUGACACAUCCCCUACAGAUAAAAAUAUUGGAGAUGGGAUGAACUGAGAAGAAACAAUGUGAAACACUUGAUGUCUCCCAUGGAGACCGAUGGAUUUUAUACCAGUUUCCCAGUGACUAAAAUUAACAUUUUAAUACUGGAAAUAGGUGCAGAUAUGAUUCUUAUAAAUGUGGCAAGCAGUUUCCAGAAAUAAUACCAGAUUUUUGUCUCUCCAGCCUACAGUCAGAAGAUGAAAUGAAAAAUAGUUGUUAGCAAGGAAAUAUAUAACUUAUAAAGAGAGAUUUUUAGUCAAUGCUAAACUGAGUUUUAAUACCUAUUUGUAUGGUUUUUAUACAAAAUGAAAAAAAGAUUUUUUUUUAUAUUUGCUGUUAAACAGUAUAAUUCAAGGGAAGAUGGCCAAACUGCUAAUCUGACAGUGUUAAGACAAUCAUAUUUUGAUGUGGCAUUCUCAAGUUUAGAUGUAGGAAAAUGUUCUGUCAUGUGGGAAAGAAAAUUGGAACAUUCUUGAUAUACAUCUUAAGACUGUGGACCAGAUGUAUGACUAAUUUUGGAACAACUAUAUUAUUAUUUUCCUCAUUCCAUUUGAGAUCAGAUUUACCAGUAAAAUUCCCUUUAGAUCAUUGAAUUCUCCACAAUUUCAUGUUGAUUACAUCACAAAUAUAGUAAACAUUAAAUGUGAUAUUGCGACCACUGUGUGAUUGGACAUUUUAAAUCAUGUCUAGUAGACUUGAAGAGGCACAGAGUUGGUGGGGUGGAAAAAGGAGGACCUUCAAUUAGCAUGGCUUCACCUUGCCAGGAGUCACUUGUCUGAAAUGGUGCUAGGUGAACAGUCGCAUAAAAUUUCAAAUAACAUUUAUUAAACAUUGUAUAGCAAGGUGAUCAAGUUGCUGCUCUCCUAGAACUUUCUAAGUGAAUGUGGAGGGCAGUGGGCGUCGCUCGUCUUUCCUGGUGAAGAUUGUGAAGUGUUUUUUGAUCAUAUCUUUAUAUUUACAUCUGCUUAAGACGAUGUUUUGGAGAGAAAAUUGUUUGAUCAUUUGUCAUUACAUCAACUAUUAUCUGUAUCGAUCAGGUAUGCUUCUUAUGGACACAUCCUCCAGCAUUGGCUGUAGUGUGUGUUCAAAGCUAAUCGUGUAUUCAAUAAGCAGCUCAUAGAAGCUGGACAGGAUGAGAAAUAGACUUUUUAACAAUGUACCUCCAUAUGCUGCAAAAAUGUUUUAAUUCUAUUAUGUUAUGCAUGUAUUUUACUUAUUAAACUGGUACUCAUGGCUAAACCUUUGGUACUUGUGAUAUGAAAAUGCAUUGUAUAUUCUGUUGUCAAUAAUAAUUUCAAAGAUUACGGGUAAUCUUUGAUGUGUAGAUUCACAGUUUUAUGUGACAUACGAAGGCUGUAAUCUAAGUGCAUUUGCAUUUGACUUGUUAUGCGAGGUAAAUAGCUAAUUUAAAUACACAUUCGUUACUGUAACUUAUUCCAUAUUCAAGAUAUGAACAUAUUUAUGUUUCUUGAAUAUUGUUAUGUUUUUCUUGUUAUAUUUCUUGCAGUGAAAUAUUAUUGGUGGCCACACUGUUCAUAAAAUUUACUUAGCAGUGAAUUGUAGAACUAUUUGUGCUUUGCUAUCCUAACGCAUGUGAGCCCACUAUAACAAGCUUAUCUACGGCCUGUCAAUGUUUGUGGUAUUAAUACAGAAUCUACGUGCAAUGUAUCUCAAUAGCAGAGUAUCUCUACAAUGUUGGGUAAUCUGUAUUUCUGCAUUUUUUUAAAACUUUGUUUUGUGUCCCAUGUUUAAAAGUUAAAAACCUGUUUUAGAUGUGGUUUAUGUUUCUACUUGGACCUACCAAAUCAGUAUGCAUAGAAGUGAAUGUAUUCUGGCACAAUGAAAAUGUUUUCAUUUAGAUGUCAGAUCAGACUAAACAUCCCAUACUGUAAAAUCAACAACCGUAUUAUUAUAUUUAAUUUUUUUAAAUGUAUUUAAUUAGUAUUUAUUAUUUUAAUUUUUUGUUUUCUUCUGAAAAAUGUUUAAAAGUAAUUAUUGAUAAAAACAUAUAGAACUAAAUUGAUCUUCAGGUACAAUAAAAGAAUUAUUGUUUUUAACAUAAUUCUGUACAUAAUAUAUAUUGGCCCAUAUUAUUACCCUUAUGGUUCAGUCUGCCAAGUAUGGUAAUACCAGACCUUUUUCAUAUCUUUACUUAAUAUAAGAUAAAACUGAAUUUUUAUCCUAGUGUAUGCGAUGUAACCCAUUUUACCUUGGAGAGAUUAUUAUUCCAUUGAUAGUGGAUCAAUAAUUGACCGAUUCAAAGAAGUCUAUACUAGCAUUCUAGUUAGAUUAGAUUAUCAUUUCCUAAUUUCUCAGUUUCUCUUCUGUCUUAUUUUUUCCCACUAGAUCUGAAUGUUUCUCUUACCUGAAUGUUUUAAAAUUAAACAAAAUAUUAUUGGAAUAAAUAUUUCAGUUUUAACAUUUAUUGAAUCUUUGACCGUAAACUAUGUUCUAUAAUUAUUAGAAGAAAUGAUUUCAGGUCAUAGGUUUUAGCAUCGCCUGUCAUGGGUGCAUGUGUCAUCUUUUGCCAGCUCCUCCUUCCAGGACCGAAAAGCAUCGCUUGUUUGACCAUUUUAUGGGAAUUUAAAUGAGGUGAAUACAUUCUAUGAGAUCCACUUUGUUUUAAGAAGCUUAAAAUGCAAUAGUUGAUACGCUGAAUUCUAACAAACAGUUGACCGUAGAUUACAGAAACGGGAUGACCGCUCCAUUCUGUUAUUUGUUUUAAUAUAUUAUAAUAAUUAAAUUUCUGUUACAUUCAUUGCAACGUAACGUCAUCCGAUUGGUCCAGACGUAGCAACAGGAGUUUGUUCAUUUUUCGAUGA